Molecule: messenger RNA, 3597 nt
Organism: Lepisosteus oculatus (spotted gar)
Lineage: Eukaryota; Metazoa; Chordata; Actinopteri; Semionotiformes; Lepisosteidae
Source: RefSeq, a predicted model, not a curated record
GUGUCAAAGCGGAGAGGCGUACGGGGGAGCUGCUAUCAGAGGCAGUGUGCCCCGGGAAAAGAAAAUGACCAACGCCGCCGCCGCGGAUGGUGGUGCUGUGGGCUGCACGUCUUCGCUGGCGCCGGGGCGCUGGAACAUCUCAAGCCCAGAAAAGGCUGCUGGGCAGCCGGCUGACCGCGGCUCGUCCAGGCGGUCGUGCGAGGGGGGUGUGGUAGUUCGGAGAAAUCGUUGUUGUUCUUCUCUUUGAUGAACCCUAGUGCGAACAGGCCGCCAUGGCGACGUUCCAGGAGUUCAUCCAGCAGAACGAGGACCGGGAUGGGGUCCGCUUCAGCUGGAACGUGUGGCCCUCCAGCCGCCUGGAGGCGACCAGGAUGGUGGUCCCCGUGGCCACCCUUCUGACCCCCCUCAAGGAGCGCCCGGACCUGCCACCCAUUCAAUACGAGCCCGUCUUGUGCAGCCGGGCGACGUGCCGGGCGGUUCUGAACCCGCUGUGUCAAGUGGAUUACAGAGCAAAGCUGUGGGCCUGUAAUUUCUGCUACCAGAGGAACCAGUUUCCUCCAACCUAUGCAGGGAUUUCAGAAAUGAACCAACCAGCGGAGCUUCUGCACCAGUUUUCUACGAUUGAAUAUGUCGUACAGAGAGGUCCUCAGAUGCCUUUAAUCUUCCUCUAUGUUGUUGACACCUGCAUGGAGGAUGAAGAUCUGCAGGCUCUGAAGGAAUCCUUGCAGAUGUCGCUCAGUCUUUUACCGCCCACAGCCCUAGUGGGACUCAUCACCUUUGGGAGAAUGGUGCAGGUCCACGAGCUGGGCUGUGAAGGAAUCUCCAAGAGCUAUGUCUUCAGAGGGACAAAGGACCUCAGUGCUAAACAGCUUCAGGAGAUGCUGGGCCUGACUAAGCCAGCGGCAGCCCAAGCAGGGCGAGGAGUGCAGGUCCAGCAGCCCCCUCCUUCCAACAGAUUCCUGCAGCCCGUGCAGAAAAUCGACAUGAAUUUAACAGACCUCCUGGGAGAGCUGCAGCGUGACCCCUGGCCUGUUCCUCAAGGCAAGAGACCCCUGCGAUCUUCGGGAGUGGCCCUUUCCAUUGCGGUCGGCCUGCUGGAGUGCACUUUUCCCAACACGGGCGGCCGCAUCAUGAUGUUCAUCGGAGGGCCGGCCACUCAGGGUCCGGGGAUGGUCGUGGGGGAUGAACUGAAGACGCCCAUCCGGUCUUGGCAUGACAUUGAGAAGGACAAUGCUAAGUUCAUGAAAAAGGCGACUAAACACUACGAGGCUCUGGCGUCAAGAGCCUCAAACAGCGGCCAUAUCAUUGAUAUCUAUGCCUGCGCUCUGGAUCAGACAGGACUGCUGGAGAUGAAGUGCUGUACCAAUUAUACAGGAGGCUAUAUGGUGAUGGCAGAUUCCUUCAACACGUCUUUGUUCAAGCAGACCUUCCAGAGAGUGUUUACUAAGGACGUGCAGGGGUCUUUUAAAAUGGCAUUCGGCGGGACUUUGGAAAUAAAAACAUCAAGAGAAAUAAAGAUAUCUGGGGCUAUUGGACCAUGUGUAUCACUCAAUGCUAAAGGACCAUGUGUCUCAGAAAAUGAGAUUGGAACAGGUGGCACCUGCCAGUGGAAGAUUUGCGGUCUUGAUCACAACUCAACUCUUGCUGUAUAUUUUGAGGUGGUCAACCAGCAUAAUGCCCCGAUACCACAAGGUGGCCGCGGUGCGGUGCAGUUUGUGACCCAGUAUCAGCACUCCAGUGGCCAGAGGCGCAUUAGAGUCACCACUAUUGCCAGAAACUGGGCGGACGCGCAGACCCAGAUCCAGAGCAUCGCGGCCUCCUUCGACCAGGAGGCCUCGGCCAUCCUCAUGGCCAGGCUGGCCGUGUUCCGCGCCGAGAGCGAGGAGGGCCCCGACGUGCUGCGCUGGCUGGACCGGCAGCUCAUCCGCCUGUGUCAGAAGUUUGGAGAUUACCACAAAGAUGACCCCAAUUCUUUUAGGUUCUCUGAAACCUUCUCUCUCUAUCCCCAGUUCAUGUUUCACUUAAGAAGAUCCCCGUUCCUGCAAGUUUUUAAUAACAGCCCUGAUGAGAGCUCGUACUACAGACACCAGUUCAUGAGGCAAGACCUGACCCAGUCCCUCAUCAUGAUCCAGCCUAUUCUUUAUGCUUACUCUUUCAACGGGCCACCAGAGCCUGUUUUGUUAGACAGUAGCAGCAUUCUCCCAGAUCGAAUUCUCCUCAUGGACACCUUCUUCCAAAUUCUCAUUUACCAUGGAGAGACAGUAGCUCAGUGGCGCAAAGCUGGCUACCAGGACAUGCCAGAAUACGAAAACUUCCGGCACCUGCUGCAAGCACCAGUCGACGACGCGCAGGAGAUUCUGCACAGCCGGUUCCCGAUGCCCAGGUACAUCGACACGGAGCAUGGAGGCAGCCAGGCUCGUUUCUUGUUAUCAAAAGUCAAUCCCUCACAGACCCACAACAACAUGUACGCGUGGGGUCAGGAAUCUGGAGCUCCAAUCCUCACUGAUGAUGUCAGCUUGCAGGUGUUUAUGGAUCACUUGAAGAAACUUGCUGUCUCCAGCGCUGCCUAACUGGCUCUGUGAGGAAGGAUGGAGGAAGAACUAAAUGACACAAGAUUUCAGACCCUUUUAGCUUAAGCGACCACUUGCUGUGUUUAUGGUACUGCAGUGUAACAUACAGUUUACAGAUCUUCUACACAGAGAUGGAAAAGCAAGGUCAACAAAUCAAUACUAUGCAUAUUCAAAGAAGCUUGUACUAUCACCAGUAGAAAUGUGAAAAAAUUUCAGAAAUUACUUUUUUUUUCUUUAGAAGAAAUCCUAAAUACAGGAGUGUGGGUGCUGCCUUUAACCUUAGACUCCGAAGGUGCUGCUUUGAGUCACUAGAGUUCUACCAGAAAAGAUAAUAAAAUCUCUAUUUCCAACUGGGGAUUGGUAUUAAUGUGACAGUUGCUAAUUUCAAUCUGUAUUCUUGUCCCUGGGUGUGUAGCUGCCUGGUAUUUAAAUUCUUGUUUCCUUUUAGAACAUUAAGAAUAUUUUUACUAACACUGCAGUUUCAGCCAUCUGAUGUUCAGACAUAUCUGUGGGGACUGUUGAUAUUGCAGUGUAGAGUUAGUCAAUUUGUGCCUAGUUUUCUGAAUAAGCUCAAAACCCCUUCCUAGAAGAUCUUCUACAUUAUACAGUUGGAUUGCCUUUGGAAGCUCUGAAUCAUAUCUUCAAUCAUAGAUAUAUUGAAGUUAAACUUGCUAGCAAUACCAAAUCCAGUUUGGGAUAUGAAGUACAGAAUGCACUGACCUAAUGAUAGCAUGACCAGUAUUUAGUGCAAAUAUUCCCGUCAAAUACUGUUGCUUCUCAAAGUACAUUUUCCAGUCUGUAGGUCAGUGUGAUGUUUUCUCCGUCACUGCAGUAUAAUUGUAGUUGCCAUUUAGUUUUCCAGCCCAUCUCUAAUCGAGACAUGCACAGAGCUGAAUUAACACUAAUGUCUGGAGUAGACGUGCUGAGGGUGAAAGCUGCCUUGUUUCUCUCAUGUUCUGAAUGCCUUGUGUGCAACAGUAUUAAAUACAUCUUGUAUUUCUAAUAAAACAUUACCAGAAACCUGAAA